Acyrthosiphon pisum (pea aphid) is the source of this 3435-nucleotide messenger RNA. Its product is annotated as putative phosphoenolpyruvate synthase. Gene Ontology annotation, biological process: phosphorylation. The transcript has 26 exons. Gene Ontology annotation, molecular function: kinase activity; ATP binding. NCBI's taxonomy places the organism in Eukaryota, Metazoa, Arthropoda, Insecta, Hemiptera, Aphididae. The record is from RefSeq and is a predicted model, not a curated record. Bases 1 to 3339 code for a protein of 1112 amino acids.
AUGGACAAUUUUCGGCAACGAUUAUGUUUUUCUUCGCCUACGGUAUCAGAUAUUUCAUUGGAUCAAGAACGAAAUAAUGAUGUUGAAGAUUUAAUGGUAUUUUUUGAAACGGAUAGAGGAUCUUAUGAAUUUUCUAGUUGGAAAACACCCAGUCUUCAAUUUCAAUGUACAGUGCCUAUGCGAACAUGGAGAAUUGUAUUCAGUGGUCGUCUAAGAUGGAAGCCAUUCGGAUUUCCAGUGUACUGCGAUAAAAAUAAUACGUUUUUCAAACAUGAAAUCGACCUUACAGAUCCGGACUACAUCGACAAUUUAUUGGGAUUUGAUCAGUUUGGUCAAAUUACCGGUUCGAUGGUCGUAAAUGGUAAAACAGAAAUGAUUAACAUGCGAGCAAUGAAAUUAAGACGGUGGAAUAUGUCGGUCGAAGACUCGGCGUUUGUUGGAUUUAUGAACAGUGAUAUAAUGUGUUCCGUACAGAAAUUAGAAAGGAUAAACUUCCGUGGCCAUUUAAAAACGUCUUCAGAACACGAAAUACUCCCACCUGAUGGAAUAGAUUUCGUAAGUGAAGAAAACGACAAUAAGACAAUUGAAAUACAUCAUAAAAAUUUCAGUUUAAAUGCAAGUUUAAAAAGCCAAGUGACUGUCAUUUUAAAUACUGUAUCAAUUGAAAUCGUUCUUGGAGACGACUUUAAAGGAAUACUUCUAUGUUUCAAAGAUGUAUAUAAAACUGACAAGAUAGUAAAAUUUGCAGAAGACAUUUCUGUAAACGAUCAUAAAAUUGGCUUGACCGUAAACUUAGCCUCGGUGAUGUGCAUGUCCAGCAAUAUAGUAGGGAACAAAGCAAAAUCUUUGUUCCAAUUAAAAAAAGCAAUCGUUGAUGGUCUGAUUAACGACAUUAUUGUCCCGGACGGUAUAUGCAUAACGACAGUAGCGAUGAGAACUCAUAUAAACGAAAAUAAAAAAUUGUCGAUCGAUUUAAACAACGCGAUCGAAAAAGCAAAGCAGAGCGAUUUCGAACAGAUGGCGGUUUACUGUAAACGGUUGAACGAUCAGUGGCGGUCAACUAAACUGUGCGCUGAGUUGCUAGAGGCGAUUUCGAACGGCGUAAACGAACACCGUGUGUACGCCGUCCGUUCGUCUGGAACGUUCGAGGACGGCGAAUCUACGUCCUCUGCCGGGCCAAUACGUCACAAUUCUAGGCUGUACCGGUGGAACAACGGACAGCCAUUGAUGUGUGACAUGGCCGUGAUCGUACAAGAACAAGUGAGCGGUCCAGGUAUGGCCGGAGUCGCGUUCUCCAGAGACCCGAAUACCGGCGAUCCCGGGAAGAUCACCGUAGCCGCGAGUUAUGGUCUGGAAAAAGCGGGCGUUGUGUCAGGAUCAGUCGAACCCCACGAGGUCGUUGUUUCUAGACUGCGGUUCGAGGCAGUCGAUGACAAUGUCACUACGUCUGCGGGACUUCUGCAGGCAACAUCAAAUUUUAGAGUUGAAAAUGACAAUGAUGAGAAACCGCUGCAGUGUAUUUCCAAUAAUUUGGCGAAAAAGUUGGCUGACAUCUGCGUCCGACUGGAAGGCGUAUUUGGUUCGCCGCAGGACAUUGAGUGGGUGGCUGUAGAGGAUCGACUUUACCUUCUCCAGUCGAGACCGAUCACGUCCAUAUUCGCUUGGAGUAACGACGAAAUCACGCGAGAAUUUGACUCGCCAUUUACGAGCGACGACGUGGUUAUGUUUUACAACGUAAAAGAAGUCUACCCCAACCCUAUGCACACUUUAUCGUUGACUUUGGAUUUCUUUUCAACGUACCCACUGUUUAAAUUGACCGAAGGAGAGCCCACUGAAAUCUACCGCAACAAACAGUUGUCCUACACGCACAACAAUAUGUGUCUUAACGUAUGUCAAAUGUUUCAAGAUUUAGAACCUGGCAGCGUAUACGUUAAGAUAAUCGAGUACUCGAUAGCCGGCCAAUGUUUCUUAACGAGUGAUAUAUGGGAGAAAAUAUUAUUAAAGAAUCGCAGUUCUACGUUAAAAAAAAUUUUAAAAUCUUUUUCUACAUUUAAGGAAACACUAUACCUUGAAUGGCGAUUAAACGAGACACACAAAUUGAUUUCUAAUGCAAACAUAGAACAUUCAGGCACGGCGUUGGAUCUUUUGAAUAAUAUCAAUAGCGUUGUAGAUGUUUUAGAAAAGGUCACAUCUUGUCACGUUGCAUCGAGCACGAAUAAUAUCAUAUCACAUACACUGUUAGCAAUUUUAGGACUAGGUUUCAAUAAAGACUCACCGAUCGACACAUUAUCCAGUUUAGCGACCUCGAUUGAUACACCAGACAUAAUAAACGUUUCAAUCUUAAAAGAUAUUCAAGCUAUUGCUAGCGUUGUUUCCAAAAUGUCUUCAAAAAAAGAAUUUUGCGAUUUGCCCGUUGAAAACUGUAACGACUGGUUAAAGGUGAAUUGUGAGAAAGGUUAUGAUCAAGUAGAAGACUUCAUUCAAAAAUAUGGACACCGUGGUGUCCAAGAGUUAGAUUUUGGUUCAGAAACAUGGUCGACCGAUCCCAACCGAUUGUUUACGUGCCUCCAAUCGUUAAUAUUGUACGAACACCGUCAAUCCGAUAAAAAGCCAACAGACAACGAUUCUAGUACUGUGUCACGAGGAUAUAUUCAAAAAAUGAUAUUCGAUUACUUAUUAAAGAAAUAUCGUCAGAGCAUUUCGUAUAGGGAACAAUCAAAAGAUAUGCUGGUGCAGAUCACUCACAAGCUGAGAUUAGGUUAUCGAAAGCUCGGCGAAAAGCUCGUGGCUGAAGGGAAAAUACCGGAUUCGAAACUAAUAUUUUUCAUGUCUCAGUACGAAGUAAGAAAAAUGUGCGGUAACAAUAAUUGCCCCGAAAUAGUGCACAAAGCAUCGAAAAGACGUAAAUUGUGGCCCGAUUGGAUCUUGUUGCAGUUUGACGACGUGUGUUACGGACCACCUGUUCCUAAAACAUUUUUAGACGAGGAAUCUGUUUACAGUUCCAUACGGUUUAAAGGUUGUUGCGUGUUUCCUGGACGGGUUAAAAACCGUGCGUGUGUACUAGAGCACAUCGAAGACGCGCGUUGCUUGCGGACGGGAGACAUUUUGAUCGUGAAAUCUGUCGACAUAGCUUGGUCACCAUAUUUCCCGAUUAUUUCCGGUUUAGUCACGGAGAUCGGUGGUGUAAUAUCUCACGGAGCUGUUGUCGCCAGAGAAUACGGGUUACCUUGUCUUGUCGGAGUACAAAAUGUCAAAAAAUAUUUCAAAACGGGUGACAUGAUAAUUCUAGACUCCGAAAAAGGAUUCGUCAUUAAAGACGACAGCAUCUUUACGAAUUGAAAUUACAUACUUAAAUCAUAAUUUAUUAUAAUAAUUCAUAUUUAUGUAUAUAAUUUAAUUUUGAAGUAAAAUAUAAAAUAAAAUAAAUUGAGAACA